This is a messenger RNA of Malassezia sympodialis ATCC 42132, 1578 nucleotides long. RefSeq lists its product as uncharacterized. Bases 1 to 1578 code for a protein of 525 amino acids. The transcript is spliced from 2 exons. NCBI's taxonomy places the organism in Eukaryota, Fungi, Basidiomycota, Malasseziomycetes, Malasseziales, Malasseziaceae. Gene Ontology annotation, cellular component: proteasome regulatory particle, lid subcomplex; cytoplasm. The record is from RefSeq and is a predicted model, not a curated record.
AUGAGCCACGAGAAGCAGGAGGCGGACUUCACUGCGGAGGUGGAUACGCUCCUCCCGCAGCUGGAAAAGCUCGCGGAUGUAUGUAUAUAUCACUCACACAAGGCGGGCUCGCUCCAGGAUGCACUCGAUCUCAUCGCGUCGUUGGAGAAGCGCACGCGCGGGUCUGCGGACCUCCUUAGCACGACACGUCUGCUCAUGACAGCUGUACUUAUGAUUCGGACAAAUAAAGGCACCGACAACACGAAUAUGCAGCUUCUGUGUGAUACGAUCCAGUCGUAUGCCAAAAAGCACGGCCAGCUCAAGCAAGCUACAGCACGUAUGGUGCAGCUCGCCAUGCUCUUUCUUCGAGCUCCCGAGAAGUCAGGCUUCAAUCUUCCCGGAUCUCUCUAUGCCGUAAUUGAGAAGGACUCUCUCUCUGGCCAACCAGCGUCUGAGUCCAUGGCAGUGGAUGAGGAAGACAAGCAACAAGGGGACGAACCCGAUCGGUCUGGCAAGGAAGACGACCGCGUGCUCAUGCUGACAGAACGAGGCCGCACUAUUGGAGAUACUGGGCUUAGCGAAGAUGCCAAGAUGCAGCUCAUGAAAACACUGCAAGAGGUCACCGAAGGGAAGGUCUUUCUGGAAGUGGAGCGUGCCCGUGUGAGCCGGCUGCUUUCUGACCAGCUCUAUGCGCACGGGGAAGUGAACCAGGCGGCGGAUACUCUCCAGGAACUUGCCGUGGAGACGUUCGGCAGCAUGGACCGCCGUGAAAAGGUGGAGUUCAUUCUCGAGCAGAUGCGCCUCAAUGUUGAGCGAUCAGACUUUCAUCGCGUUAAUAUGCUUAGCCGCAAGAUUCAUACCAAGUUCUUCGAAGAUGAGGCGCAGCAUGACCUCAAGCUAUUGUAUUAUGAGCUGAUGAUAAAGACUGGUAUGCAUGACGACAAGCCUCUGGACGUUUGCAAAUAUUAUCGCGAAGUGCGCAAUACACCGCGCGUACAAGCAGACGAGGAGAAGUCUCGGGAUGCAUUGCGUCAUGCCAUCAUAUUCCUUGUCCUAGCGCCCUUUGACCCCGAACAGAGCGAUCUCAUGGGCCGGGUCGAGGCUAGUGAGCCACUAGACACUGUGCCCGAGUACAAGAGCUUACUCAAGUGCUUCACUACACCCGAGCUCAUGCGUUGGCCCGGCAUCGAGGCACUCUUUGGUCCCAUGCUUCGUGCACUGCCGGUCUUUAGUGGAAGCAAAGAAGGCGAGAAGCGUUGGAAGCAACUACAUACGCGCGUGGUCGAGUACAACCUCCAGGUUAUCGCUAAAUACUACACAAAAAUUCGACUCUGCCGACUGGCGCAGCUCCUAGAUCUCACUGCCGAUCAGGCAGAGGAGGCGCUGGCCGAUUUGGUGGUUAAGAAGACCAUCCACGCGCGAAUUGAUCGACCCGCGGGGCUCAUCAACUUUGAACCACGGAUGUCUGACGAUGAAGUGCUGAAUCAAUGGAGCAAUGAUAUGUCCAAGCUUUUACAGACAGUCGAAAAGGUCUCCCAUCUCGUUGAGAAGGAGUGGGCUAUCCACCGCGCUGGACUAGUCGUAAAAGCCAACGAAUGA